Messenger RNA from Glarea lozoyensis ATCC 20868, 732 nucleotides. RefSeq lists its product as uncharacterized. Bases 1 to 732 code for a protein of 243 amino acids. NCBI's taxonomy places the organism in Eukaryota, Fungi, Ascomycota, Leotiomycetes, Helotiales, Helotiaceae. The transcript has 2 exons. Gene Ontology annotation, cellular component: GINS complex; nucleus. The record is from RefSeq and is a predicted model, not a curated record. Gene Ontology annotation, biological process: DNA replication; double-strand break repair via break-induced replication.
AUGGCGCUGCCUUUGCCGCCAGGUCUGACGCCUGCUGAGGUAGCAUUUCUCUGUGAAAUGGAAAUGGUAACAGUAGUGCCUCGCCAGCAAUUGAAAAGUCACGACCUAUUAGGGGGCCCAACCCCAGCUCUACGUCCUCCCCAUCGUGCCCCUCUCCCCUUGUGGCUCGCUCUCCUCCUCAAGCGCCAACGACGAGCCAACAUAGUCCCACCACCAUGGCUCCUCCGCUCCUCCCUCGAACGAAUCCUCAAAGAAGAAACGGAGAUCUCACCUACAGCCUUUUCACGACCUCCCCCGCAUCCCCAUGCAAUAAGCGCCAUACCUUCAGCAACAGACCACAAAUCUCCGCCGUUCUUAGCUUCAAGUACAGCAGACGCUCCAUCCGGACACCUACCAUAUCAUUGGCUUGAGCUAGGAGAGAUUUUACUUCAGGCGUGUAGCGACGACGUUUCUGAGCCGGAUAAAGUACGGACGUUGUUACGGGACCUGAGGGAGGUACGGAUGGCGAAGAUGAGAUCUAUUACAAAACAUUUAGAAGGCGGUGGAGUGGUGUCAUUGGAAGGCGUGGGGGCAAUGGAGGUUGCUGAGGGGAGGCAGUUUGUUGUGGGUGUGAUGGAUGGGCUCAGAAAACUGGGUGCGAGUAGGGAGGCGGAGAGGAGGAGGAGGGAAGAGGAAGGUGGGUCUGGAGAUGGGAAUAGUGAGGAUGAUGACAUGGAAAUGGAAAUGGAGUGA